Molecule: messenger RNA, 1332 nt
Organism: Cladophialophora immunda
Lineage: Eukaryota; Fungi; Ascomycota; Eurotiomycetes; Chaetothyriales; Herpotrichiellaceae
Exons: 2
Coding region: 1-1332 (443 amino acids)
Biological process (GO): carbohydrate metabolic process
Source: RefSeq, a predicted model, not a curated record
AUGAGGAACUAUAUAGUGCCUCUGGCUGUAGCUGCCUUUGCAACUGCAGCCUGGAUUCUUCUUUCCACGCCAGGCGCAGGCUUCGAUCCUCAAAAAGUGCUGGCGAAGGGUCGCGCAAUUACUUCUCGGUCUUGGGAGUUUGGAACGUUCUCAGAAGCUCUCCUCGAGUUCUGUGAUCGCGAGCUCACCGUCUUUGGGUCUGAUGCUUUCCCGGACGGACGGAUUCCCAAGGUCAAUAACCCCUCGAAAGUCGAGGGUCUUGCGUAUGCAAGAGCAGUGAUAUGGACCAACGGCUCGGAUCUACUGGUUGAUGGUGAAGGCUCAGCAGCGGAUCCUGCGUCCCUGGGCACAGCCGCCCUGCUUCUAUCUCAUUACAAUGUGACCUACCUCGAGGCUGCAAAGCGGCAGGCCGACUACCUCAUGACAAAAGCCACCAGGUUCCAUGUGCAUGCCAUGUCCUCACCCAUUUCGCACCGCGAUGAGCCCCCCGAACUCUGGGGUGAUUUCGUCUACAUGGUGCCUCCAUUCCUUGCGUAUUAUGGUGUGGCACUGCAGGACAUGCAGGUCUUAGAAACAGCUGUGCAGCAGUGUCAACUCUACAACUCCGUUUUGAGGACAAACAUUUCGCUGGAGGACGGGCAAACUUGUCACGGCCUUUGGAGGCAUAUCGUCUCAGAGCCCACACAGCUAGAACCGGGAGUAUGCUGCUCAGACCCGGAUGUAUGGCUUACCAGCAAUGCAUGGGCUGUAGCGGGAAUGACCAGAGUCCUGGCCACGAUUUCGAAGUGGCAGCCUCCGCCAGACAGUUCAAUCGAAGUGCUCCAAUACAACGAAUUCAAGGCAAGAAGCACAAAGGCACUCACAGAUAUCAUUGACGGUAUGCUGGAAUGCACCAUGGUCCAACACCGGGAUGAAAUGUCGGGUCUCCUGAAGAACUAUCUGGACGGGCCAUCGCAUCGAUCUUCUGCCUGGGCUUAUGGAGAUGCUGCUGGCACUGCACUGAUGACUUCCGCCGUCUAUAGAAUGGCGGUUCUGCUACCACAGGUCUAUGGAAGGCCGCACUUCCUCGACUGGGCCGAACAGAACCGUUAUGCAGUCUCCAAGCAUAUCAGCCACGACGGUAGAGUUGACCCGGUGGCUGAUGUCGGCCAUGUCCCAAGUAAAAGUCCCGUCAAUCAGACGAGCGAAGGGCAGAGCAUGGUGAUCCUGAUGUACAGUGCGUGGCGCGAUUGCGUGGCUGCCGGAGUGUGCAGUCCCCAUGUGCGCCUCUGGGAUACGAUAUCGAGGAGAUUGAUUGUAUGGAGGUGGGCAGAAGAAGGAAUGGGGUUUUGA